CAGCUUACUUGGCUAAGUAUCCUUCACCUUUCAGUAACUUAAUUUAAACUUUUGGUCAGCCAUUCGGUUUUGAGUAAAAGUCCUGUCAGAGGAGUUCAUUCAGACGAAAGCAGCUGAGUGCAGAAGUAACAAGCGGGAUGGCACCUUUGAUGUUUAAAGAUGCUUUCUGGGGAUCUGAUUUUACUUGCCACGCCGGGUAUGAUGCUGUGAUCCAAAGGUUACGAGAUGGAAGGCAAAUGUGCAAAGAUGUGGAGGAGCUUUUAAAAAUGAGGGCACUAGCAGAGGAGAAGUAUGGGAAGGAGCUGGUGACUAUUGCUCGCAAAGCUGGAGGACACUCAGAGAUCCGCACCUUGAGAGCAUCCUUUGACCAAUUAAAAACACAAAUUGAGACCAUUGGGAACUUUCAUAUCCAACUAUCUGAUUUAUUGAGAGACGAGGUGAAAAAAAUUGAGACAUUCAAAGAACAUCAGAAAGAGCAGAGGAAGAAGUUUGAGAGCAUCAUGGAGAAGCUUCAGAAGAAAAAGGCUGCUUUGUUCAAGAAGACCAUGGAGUCGAAGAAGAACUAUGAGCUGAGAUGCAAAGAGGCAGACGAGGCAGAACAUGGGGCUGAGAAGACCAACAUAACACCCAAAAACUCAGAAAAGGCACGUCACAGGGCCAAGCAAUGCAGACAGACCGCCAAUGAAGCAGAGAAGCUGUACUUCAACCACGUCGUUCAGCUAGAAAGCGUUCGCCAGGACUGGGAGGAAACACAUAAAAGCACAUGUGAGGUGUUCCAGAAGCUGGAGGUAGAUCGAAUUGGGAUGCUCAGGUGUGCCCUCUGGGACCACUGCAAUCAUUUCUCCAUGCAGUGUGUCAAAGACGAUGAGUUUUUCGAGGAGGUGAGGAAGCAGCUGCAGCAGUGUGACAUCCUGACAGACAACAACUGCUUCAUAGAGAUGAAAAGCACGGGAUCAAAGCCUCCAGAGCCCAUAGUGUUUGAGAGCUGCUACCAGACAAAUGUGUCCGGAGAAAGCAAUGGCCAAGCUCUUUUUGCAGGAGGAGAAGACAUGAUGAGGAGGUGCUCUGAUUCCCUUCUCGGAAGCUCUGUGAACGUCAGCAUCAAUAAUCCUCAGACAUCACAAUCAGCACUGACAUCUGUUGGCAUGUCCUCAGUUGAGAUUUCAGAUGGAGGACGAGCACCUCUACUAGACCUCCAGCAGGAAACAUCAUUGGCCACAUUCAUAGAUGAUGAAGAUAUCUACAUUGCGCUUUAUGCAUACACUGCACAGGCAGACGAUGAACUGUCUGUGAGCAAAGGGGACAUGGUCCGAGUGUUGGAGCGAGGAGAAGAUGGUUGGUGGAUCGUGGAGAAGGACAGUCUGACUGGACUGGUGCCAGGAAACUAUCUGGGCAAAAUCUGAACAUGCACAUACAAACACACAGACACACACAAAAACACACAGACACACACACACACAGACACACACACACACACACACACACACACACACACACACACACACACAAACACACACACACACACACACACACACACACAAAUAAGAAAACACAAACAAAUACACAAAAACAAAUGACAAAACACAAAUAGCCACACACCUAAACACAUCCGUGCGCAUUACGCUUAAAGACACAGUCAAAAUGUGUCAAACAUGCAAAAAAAUAUACAUGAACAUGAACACAUUCUGCAUCACGUCACUUAUAGAUUAAGAUAUACACACACUUUCCGUUCCAAGCUUCCUGGAUAAAUGCUCUUUUACGAGCACAGCUGAUGUCAAACUGUUUUCCUGAUUUUCUGAACAUGCACUGAAAAUCUAGCAUCAUUUGUAAGUGGGUUUGUUAUUUAUCAAUGGUAAGUUAGUCGAACAGUUUGUUUGUGAUUGUAUUUAGGUUUUAACCCUGCUACCUCAUGUGUUUUACGGCUGGGAUUCUUCAUUCUCUAUACUUAGACCAGUGUACGCACAGUGUCACAGGACUGAAGAAUUAUUAUCUAAAUUGCUCAAAAAUGGCUUCCACUGACUUUGCUGUAUGUCACUAAGUCAUUGUUUUGCCCUUAUUUGUUAGUGUGAAUCAAUGUGAGUAAACAACUAUUAUUAUACCAGAGCAAGCCAGGGUUUGCAUGACAACAAUGCAGGUUAUUGUACUUAACAUGACAGAAAUAACUGAUAAAUUAUCUCCAGUUGGUAAGAAAAUAGAGCAGUGCAUUUGAGGAAUUCCUAUUAGAUAAACCCAUCUCUUCAAGAGAUCCUAAGUAUCUGCAGCACAAAUUUUACGGUGUGUGUAAGGAUGAUCCAGCAAUGGACUGUGCUGGUUUGGUUUUGUCUCUCAGGUUCUGUCCGGUAUUUUUGUGUGUCUGUUUAUGAGCUGCGGAAUAUAGAGGGUCAUGUUGUGUAUGUAAUUAUGUCUACUGUCUAUAAGGUAUUUUCAGUGACCCCUGGGAAGAUCAUCAGUUACCAUGGAGAUCAGAAUACAAAAAAAUGAAGUUUAUAUAACUGAGGAAACGAUAAGACUGUGAUGAUGAUCUGUUGAAUGGUGGCACAUCGAUUUGUUUAACUAUAUUCAUAUUCUUCAUGUGCCUGAUGAAAAAUCAAAUCAUUACCUCUGUAUGUAUCAUUUAAUUGGUAACAUAUUUACUUUCACAUAAAACCAUGUGAAUAAAAAGGCAAUGAAAGAGACAAGUUAAAAUGUAUGAGUUUAUUUGUCCCCGGCCUGUUCUCCACUCUAUACACAAUUUUGUUUGUCGUGUUUUGAGCACUAGCUUAAUAUCUAGGGGUCAACUUAACAGCUCAAAAAUAUUUAAACAGAGGCCAGUUUCACAAAAAAAAUGUAUAAAAUAACAGGUCAUACUUCUUUAUAGCAGGUUUAUAACUAGCAAACUAAACAGAAAGAAUUCAAACUGAAUCUACACAAACACAAGUCUUCAGGUAACACUGAUAAUACUCCAACUAAUAGCACUGGAGACUAAAAGGUUGAUUCACAAUUUCUAUAUGGGCGAUGCCUCACUAGUGAAGCCAGAUUAAGAGAACAUCCACACCAAAACAGAAUGUACAUCAUUCACAAUCUGGAUAUUUGUGAAUAUGAAGAACUCUUUCUACCAAACAUGGUUUAAGAGAAGAAACGCAGAGGUGCUUCACAAACAUAAAUCUGAAGUUAAAAACACUGAAUCUGUUCUUUCUAUGGUAAAAAAGUUUUUCCAUUUUCACAAAGUCUGGUCAAAGCCAACAUAUUACGAAUAGUGUACAUGUUCUUUUUAGCAUAGACCUUGCAUUUUAACAACCAUGAAAUAUCUCCAGAGCUGCAGCCAUAGUGCAAACUAGCCUGCAAGGAAUUACAUUCCAUGCCACAUUCCCAAUCACAAUCUCACACAGAAGCUCCAAGUUAAUUCUCAUCAUCAUCCUCACUGGGAACGAGCCCAAAUAUGAAG
Seriola aureovittata is the source of this 3424-nucleotide messenger RNA. RefSeq names its product proline-serine-threonine phosphatase-interacting protein 1-like. The record is from RefSeq and is a predicted model, not a curated record. Gene Ontology annotation, biological process: actin filament polymerization. The transcript has 15 exons. The coding region runs from base 138 to 1403 and encodes 421 amino acids. Gene Ontology annotation, molecular function: actin filament binding. NCBI's taxonomy places the organism in Eukaryota, Metazoa, Chordata, Actinopteri, Carangiformes, Carangidae. Gene Ontology annotation, cellular component: actin filament; plasma membrane; cytoplasm.